GGUGGAAUGACAGGAAGGAGACAUAGCCAACACAGCAGAGACAAGGGAAAGAAGAUAUUCACAUCAUCUUAUAGUAAAGAUGUAAAACUCCAUUCUUCAGAAAAUGCAUGGAAACCUGCUCGUCAAGCUGAGAAACCAAGCUCUCAAGAAGAACAGAAAACUCAGGAAUUGUACAAAAGAGUACAAGGUAUCCUGAAUAAACUGACUCCUCAAAAGUUUCAAACUUUGGUCAGCCAAGUGAAAGAGCUUCCAAUUGACAAUGAAGAACGACUAGUGGGAGUCAUGAACUUAGUUUUCAAGAAAGCUAUUGAAGAGCCUAGCUUUAGUGUACCAUAUGCAAACAUGUGUAAAACUCUAGCAAUGAUGCAAGUACCUGCAGCUGAAGGCUCAAAUCAAUGCGUCAAGUUUAGUAAACUAUUAUUGACUAAAUGUCAACGUGAAUUUGAAAAAGACAUUAAUGAUGAAAUUAACAAAGAUGAAAGGCUGAGACAGAUACAGGAAGCAGAGACGGAAGAAAAAAAAAUUCAACUACAGGAAGAACUUGACGAGGAAGAGACUAAAGCCAAGAGAAGAUCUUUAGGAAAUAUAAGGUUUGUUGGGGAACUCUUUAAGCUAGGAAUGUUAACGACUCUGAUCAUGCACACCUGCAUUAAGAAACUAUUAGGACAAGGAGAUGAAGAUUCCCUGGAGUGUUUGUGUCGUUUGUUGACAACUAUUGGCAAAGAGAUAGCACGAGAUAAGAACAAAUCCACACAAACAGCAAUGGAGACCUACUUUGAAGCUAUGAAACAGAUAGUGAAGAAACGGAAAACAAGCUCGCGAAUUAGGUUCAUGUUACAAGAUGUUAUUGACCUGAGACAAAACAACUGGGUGUCUAGAAGGGAAGAUGACAAUCCCAAAACAAUUGACCAGAUUCACUUGGAAGCCCAGAAAGAAGCUCAACAGCAACAACUGCUUCUUCAGCAAGUCCAUGUAGCACCACAAAAAAGAUCUGAAGAAAGGGAAAGGAGAAAAAGUAGGAAUAAUCCCCCAGUCUCAGAGGAGGGAUGGAAUAUGGUUACCAGCAGAAGCAAGAUCGAUACCAGUAAACUCAAACAAUUUGCUAAAGGAGGACAAGCAGAGGUAGAGAACAUUCAGCUUGGCCCAGGACGUUCUUUUUACAGUUGGGGUAAAGGUAGUAGUGGGGGAUCUAAAGGUCAAGGUCAAGAUUCUGAAUCCAGAACUCCUAACAGGUUCUCAGCAUUAUCAGCAACAGAACAAAGUUUCAAUUCUAGACCAGCUUCACAAAGGUCUGCUGCCUCUAGCUGGGAGUCCAGUCAGAACCGUGGAAAUGCUGCCAUAAGGAAGACAUCAUCUCAGACUCAACAGAAAGACCUUGAAAAUGUAAAAGCUUCUGUGAAGUCAGUCUUGCUUGAUGUUGAAUCAAAACCUGUACCUCAAGGCAGAAUAAAAAAAUAUGAAGACGUGAAGAUGACACUUAAGGGUAAAGACAUGUCUGAAGAAGAAAUGGAGGUGAAGACAAUACCACUCAUUGAUGAGUUCCUUCACAACUGCGAUUUUAAGGUGUUAAAUGUGUUUAUUAUAGUUUAGGACUUUAAAACAUUG
Molecule: messenger RNA, 1605 nt
Organism: Limulus polyphemus (Atlantic horseshoe crab)
Lineage: Eukaryota; Metazoa; Arthropoda; Merostomata; Xiphosura; Limulidae
Product: eukaryotic translation initiation factor 4 gamma 3-like
Exons: 12
Coding region: 7-1590 (527 amino acids)
Cellular component (GO): eukaryotic translation initiation factor 4F complex
Molecular function (GO): mRNA binding; translation initiation factor activity; protein binding
Source: RefSeq, a predicted model, not a curated record